CCUCGAGUACUCUUGCUGACGGGCGCUCCUAAAGCAAGCGACAUUAAUGAGGAGCUUCGUGACACUUUUUUACCUUCCAUUAAAGGCUUUCUUGGAGACCAGGAAGCGAUCCUUCAAGAAAGCUGUCAAGAUAAGCUUUCUUCCGUCCCAAACUGGCGUUCAGUUCCGUCUCUCUCAUACGCCAACCUCCCAUCUUUCACCUCGAAUCAGUCAUUUGACUUAUGCCUUGGUAACACCUCACAAGGUUAUCUCCCAGGGACUAUCGACCUGCGUGCCGUUUCAUUCGAACCAGACACCAACAAUGAGUCUCCAUUUCCCGAGUCAGCCUCAGACAUGUCAACUUUCAAUGCGCAAAGCCAGUACUUACAACACUCCCUCGCGUUUCAUGAGACGCUUCAAUCCUCCCAAAUAGAGCCACCUCAUGACAGCGAAGUCGAUCUUCGGAACGUGGUGUCAUUUUCUAUCACAUCCGUUUCUUUUCAAACCGGCCCUUCUAAUGACACUUGGGUGCCCGGUGCCGCCCAAAUCAAUUCUGCUGCCAUUGCGGGUGACGAGUCUUACAUCUCCAUCCAGCUACCUUUUAAUCUGCCAAUUACCCCGUUGGGAUUGCUCCCUUCGGCCGAAUACCUCGAUUCUAUAUAUCCUCAAACACUGACACCUAAUUUUGUCGGAAUUGUCGCCUCAAUCUCACCACCUCGCUCAGUCAUAACACGGUCGAAUAAAGUCAUGAUGCUCUAUGACAUUCAAGUGGCGGACGAAACGGGCUCAGACUUCACCGUGACCUUUUGGUUGCCGCCACGCCCGAGUUCAGAGAAAAAUGUCACUAACCCUGGGAAACAAGACCAGCUCCGAAGGACCCUUGACUAUCUGCGAAGUGGAGAUGUGGUUCUUCUACGUAACAUCGCAUUGAGUCAUUUCCAUGAGAUUGUGUAUGGUCAGAGUCUUCAUCCACACAUAUCUCGGGCACGGACCGAACUCUAUCUGCUUGCGCGAGCUGGAGUUGACGUGAUAUCAACGAAUCAACUCGCGCCAGCUCUAAGGGAGAAGAUUGAGAGUGCGAAAUCGUGGGCGAAGCAAUUUGUCUCUUCGAACACUGUGCGUCCUAGUGAGCCGAGAGAGGAGCGGAAGGGGAAAAGGAAGCGGGGGGCAGAAGGCAACCAAUUGCCGCCAGAUACACAGAUCCUCUCCGAAGCAGAAUAUUAAGAGAUUUUACCUAAUUCUAAGGCAACCCUGUAAUUACUUCUCAAGGCCAUUAGGAAGGGGACUACUAAUCGUACACCCCCUAAUUCCUAGACAUACACCCCCUUUUCACUACACGUACACCCC
Molecule: messenger RNA, 1326 nt
Organism: Mytilinidion resinicola
Lineage: Eukaryota; Fungi; Ascomycota; Dothideomycetes; Mytilinidiales; Mytilinidiaceae
Exons: 1
Coding region: 334-1203 (289 amino acids)
Source: RefSeq, a predicted model, not a curated record